ACAUCUGUCCCGCUUCAGUCCAGUAUGAGGCCAGCGCGUGCGGAAACCUUUCGAGCCGCGUAGAUUCUACCUGACCUGGAGAAAAAAAUGGAAAAUAAACACCCCUAUCUGUGUUGUUUACCAUGUCAAGAUGUUGUAAAAUGUUGGCGAUUAUGAAUUUUUAACGCAGUUGUGGAUAUAAAUAUUUUUCUAAUAUAUAAAUCAAGACGCAGACAAGAGCUUGUUGCACUCUGGGAAACAGAUAUCGCGCACCUUUUUGCGCCUCGGCUUAUGCGCCUCGGAGACGCUGAUGUCUUCAUUGGAGUCCUUUCAGUCGUAGAUGGUGGAUCUCUCUCGGAUUUCCAACGUGGAAACGUAGCAUCCAAUUAAUCAGCGACUGCAACUGUACCCCGUAAAGGCGCAGCGGCACUCGGGUCGGCUCUCUCCAACACCUACCUUUGGACUCCUAAGUGUGGAAAGACGCGUGGAUUUUUUUUUAUUAUUAUUUUUCUUUUUUGGUCGGUGCGCUGGAUCGGGAGUAUGAAAAACACACCUGGUGUGAUAUUUCAGCUUUUCCCAGCUUUCCUCUAUUUGGACACAGACUGAAUUUGAACACUUUUUUAAAAAUUGGGCUCGUAGCUGUUUAAACGAUUCAUGCAGCUGAAUCAGCUCGGGACAAUAAAUGAGUCGCGUUUUGUAUUUGGAUUUUACUACAAACAGCCAAGCGAGUUUCAGGUCUGCAUGGGCCAUAUUUAAGCUUUCUUCAUAGGAACUGAGUCUAAGAUGAAGUUAUGGGAUGUUUUGGCCACGUGUUUGUUGCUCCUGAGCUCUGUUGCUACACGGCCUCUCUACCAAAACACUCAGCCAGCCAAGAGGACUUACUUUCCCAGCAGCUACAGUGAUUCCGCGUCCCUGUCUGUGGAGGACGAAGAAGAGCCGACGCUCCAGCACCACAACCAAGACCGCAAUCUGCAGGAGAUCUCUAUGGAGAAUCAAUAUGACAUCCCAGAUCCAUAUCCAGAGCAGUUUGAUGAUGUAAUGGAUUUUAUCGAGGCUACCAUUGGCAGACUGCGGAGGUCGUCAGAGCCCAACGGGGGUUCCAGGGGACGGAGGGAGCAGAGACAGAGGGGAGCAGCAAACACGGGAGGGACGAGAGGCGAGGGGAGAGGCCACAGCGACAGGAGGCGGAGUCGGGGACGAGGGGGAAGCCGAGGUGGCAGGGGAGGCCGAGGCGAGAAGGGGAGGGAGAGGAUAUCGGUGCAGAGCCGGGGCUGCUUGCUAAAGGAGGUCCACCUCAACGUGACGGACUUGGGGCUGGGCUACCAGACUAAAGAGGAGCUGAUCUUCCGGUACUGCAGCGGCCCCUGCGUGGAGGCCGAGACCAACUAUGACAAGAUCCUGAACAACCUCACACACAACAAGAAGCUGGACAAGGACACACCCUCUCGCACCUGCUGUCGACCAAUCGCUUUUGACGACGACUUGUCUUUCUUGGACGACAACGUGGUGUAUCACACGCUGAAGAAGCAUUCUGCCAGGAAGUGUGGCUGCGUCUGAGGAGGUCACAGAGACGUGACAAAAUGACAGACAUGUCGUGCCAGCAUCAGCGGACUAAGGAUCAUCUUUACAAACUGGUGCUGCAAAGGCAAGGAUCGCUGCUUGGAAGUGGGCAUACAAGGUCGAAGAGGAAGUGUAUCGUCUCAGUUGUCAUCAAAGGAGACGACUGUACAUUUAACCAUGACAGUUCCUCCAAUCCCCUGACCAGUAUUUGAUGGUUCAGUCAGACACAUGCAGAAACGUAUCAGGUGUGCACCACUUUGCAGAAGAGUCCAAACUGUUACACUUCCAGAUCUGCUAACUGUACUGUCUGAAAAGGUGAGAGUGAAGCAAAAACUCGUGACUUGGAAGAAUUUUUUCUGGAAGAAUUCAUUUUCAGUUUUUCCAUAGCUGGCUCCUGAGACUGCAAGACAAACGCAGAGAUUUGAGGAGUAUAUUCAGCUGCAGUCUAAAUCACCUCCACCGCAGUCUGGUUGUUGACAGUUAAAUUCAGAGCCAAGUGAUGAGAAAUACCACACUGGGGGUUCAGCAAGGACUUUUUCUGGUACAACGCAUCUACAUAAAAUUCAAUCAUAUAUAUACACGUGUGUGUAAGAGGUAUAUUUAUUAAGAUGGAAUUAACUUAUUGUUAUUUAUUUCAAUCCAUUUUAUGAAAGAAAUUGUCUUUUUUCUUAUUUAUUUAAAAGCUUUGUUUGUCCUGGAUGGUGCCAAAGUGGAGCAUAUUCUCAUGCAAAAUCUUAAGGUGACCCACAACUGCUAAACACUCACACACACACAAACACUACACACAAGCAUUAAUAAUUAAUAAUGCUUAUUGGCUUCACUUAGAUUCCAGGGUUUCUCAAUUCAUGAGUCCAAAAAAAAAUCAUCUUUAACUAUCAAGUCAAGGGAGUGUAGAAAGAGACACAGAGGAGGGGACCAAUAGAAGAUUUUGGAUUGAAGUGAUCUGUUGUUUUGGAGUGUUUUGAGGGACGGAAGGGUAGUUUUUUUUUGUUGUUUGUUUGUUUUUUGUUGUUGUUGUUUUUUUUUUUGGACAAUUCACCUCAUUUUCACAGAUGUGACCACGCUAAGUUGGGGGACUUCAGAUGUUGCUCUCUCCUCACCGCACCUUGGUACGGACUAAUCCAACUAUGACAUCAUUUUACUGUAUGUUUACAAGGAGGCAAAUGACUCUUUGCUGCUGUUUUAAUCCAAAAUAGAUUUAAUGUCACUCCAAGCAGGAGCCAUCACUUUUUUUUUAUUGAAAUCUAAAAUAGAGAGCAGUGGUCUCUCUGAGGAUCUGUAGGUGCCUUUGAGGAUCUAUCCUUUGAGUCACAGAGUACAGAAGCUGCUAGAAUGCCUGCCUAUCACCAUACGUUAUCCGAAACCUCACUCUGGCCUCGCACCAAGUCUGAGCAAAGGCUUUGCAGUGGUUACUGUCCCAAUAGGCUUUAAAGUUCACGGGACUGCCUGUGUUUCUGUCUCAGCUCUGACAGACAGGUCUUACUCCCUGAAAGGGGAUUUGAAAGUGAUCCUCUAACAUGAGUCUUAACCAAAUAUCCCCUGCUGGCAAAAAGGCAUUUUGGUGAAGGCAGUUAAAGGAUGAUCUAGGUACUGUAGUAGCUGUCAUUGUCAAACUGAUGUAAAUAUCUGAAGACUAGAUGUUUCCACAAAAGAAUAUGAAGAGGAUGGGUAGGCUCGGCAUGCUUUCUACAUGUGAUGACUCGUUUGGCCGAGUUUAUUCCCAAGCUAUAGCAGAAAUGUACAUUCAGGAAAACAGGAUCUUCAAAAAGCAUGUUGCUGUGCUCAUCAAGACCCCUGCGAGGGGAUCGUUUUAAGUGGAACAAAGAGAGCCCUCGGGUAGGUCUUGAUGUUAGCACGGAUUAGGGACCAAGGUAUCUGUGCCCACCCAGCAGCAAGCAAGCCAGCUUUACUGUGUAAUCCCCCCUGCACACAGAACAAAUCCACUGCAUCAAGCUGAAUUUAGGCCAAACACUACACAGAGAGGAAAAAAAACUCUUUUAUCACAGCAUACCUCAUCAAUUGGAUCAUCUUCCCCUUUAACAACUGAUUUCUGCAUAAGCCUUUCCAGAUGAGAAUGUGCAGUUAGGAGACUUCCCAGAAGCCUCGGAACGCUCCGCUACUCCUCGAUACCAUACAUUAAAGUGUGUAAACUGUGACCACUACCCCCCCCACCCUAUACAUCUAUGACUGUUUGCCCGACUGUUCCUCUGCGGUUUAGUACUUCCAGUUUUCAUCCAAAGGUAAAAAAGCAAAAGGUAAAGAUGCAAAGGAAUCCUCAGUGUUAAUAUUAGAAGAAAGGAUCGCAUUUGUUUUCACUCCUCAUUGUGUUAACAUCUCUGUGAAAGAAAAACCCUGUCCUGUCGUCUCACUUGUUUUGUGUUACAGAACCAAAGCUCUCGGCAAACUUUAUUUUUGUACAAUAUUCAUUUUAUAACUUUUUACAGAAUUAAACUUGUUUCUAUUAAAUCA
Messenger RNA from Lates calcarifer (barramundi perch), 4008 nucleotides. It is a transcript of the gene gdnfa, whose product is annotated as glial cell derived neurotrophic factor a. Gene Ontology annotation, molecular function: growth factor activity; glial cell-derived neurotrophic factor receptor binding; receptor tyrosine kinase binding. The record is from RefSeq and is a predicted model, not a curated record. The transcript has 3 exons. Lineage: Eukaryota; Metazoa; Chordata; Actinopteri; Centropomidae. Gene Ontology annotation, biological process: negative regulation of neuron apoptotic process; positive regulation of branching involved in ureteric bud morphogenesis; peripheral nervous system development. The coding region runs from base 763 to 1536 and encodes 257 amino acids.